AUGAAUCGGCCACGCGGGUACUCCGGCUCGAGCGAUGACAGUUCCGGGACGGCACGCGAGCAGGAGCUCGGCAGCAUGUACGACUACCUCGCCAAGAUCAUAUUACUAGGCCCGAGCGGAUCCGGAAAGUCCUGUCUUCUUCACCGCUUCGUCAAGAACGAAUGGCGUGUGCUGUCGUCACAGACCAUCGGCGUCGAGUUCUCGAGCAAGAUUAUCAAGGUUGGCACGGGCGCACGACGAAAGCGGAUAAAGCUGCAGCUCUGGGACACAGCCGGCACGGAGCGGUUCCGGUCGGUCUCGCGCUCAUACUACCGCGGUGCAGCGGGUGCGAUCCUCGUCUACGAUGUGACGUCGCACAAGUCAUUUGCCGGGCUGCAGCCGUUUCUCAACGAUGCGCGGGCGCUGGCGUCGCCGAACUUGACGACGUUGCUGGUGGGCAACAAGCUGGACCUGGCGGCAGACGUGCUGAUCGACACGAGCCUGCCGUCGGCGACGCCGUCGACCGCAUCGAUCCUCUCCUCGUCGCCGGCUACCAUAACAGGGGAGAGCUUUGCAGGCAGCAGCAGCAGCGGCCGCGGAACCGGAAUGGGAGUCGGAACCGGGACGGCCAUUGGCCUGGGGUCGCAGCUCAAGGCCACGGUGGCGCCCGAGGGCCGCGAGGUCAGCGCGGCCGAGGCCAGUCAAUGGGCCAGCGGCGUCAGUGUGCCAGUGGCCGUGGAGGUCAGCGCGCUCAAUGGCGAGGGCGUCGACGACGUGUUUGGUCGCAUGGCGCGCAUGAUUCUGACCAAGAUUGAGCUGGGCGAGAUUGACCCGGACGACCCGAUGAGCGGCAUUCAGUACGGCGAUGCAGGCGCCAGCUGGAAUGCCGGCGCCAGUGACGGCGGCAGCAUCAAGAGCUACAUGACGACCGACGACAGCGGCAGCGGCGGCGGUGCGGCGAGACAGCGGCGGCGUGGCGGCACCGGCGGCGGCAUGGCGCUGCGCGAGUGGGAAGAAGUGUUUGCGCUGCCGAGCCGACGACGACGGAAUGCGUGCGGCUGUUGA
Messenger RNA from Grosmannia clavigera kw1407, 1044 nucleotides. Its product is annotated as Ras family GTPase. NCBI's taxonomy places the organism in Eukaryota, Fungi, Ascomycota, Sordariomycetes, Ophiostomatales, Ophiostomataceae. Gene Ontology annotation, cellular component: endosome. The transcript has 4 exons. The record is from RefSeq and is a predicted model, not a curated record. Gene Ontology annotation, molecular function: GTP binding; GTPase activity. Gene Ontology annotation, biological process: regulation of endocytosis. Bases 1 to 1044 code for a protein of 347 amino acids.